Cucurbita moschata (crookneck pumpkin) is the source of this 1357-nucleotide messenger RNA. RefSeq lists its product as uncharacterized. NCBI's taxonomy places the organism in Eukaryota, Viridiplantae, Streptophyta, Magnoliopsida, Cucurbitales, Cucurbitaceae. The transcript has 3 exons. The record is from RefSeq and is a predicted model, not a curated record. The annotation marks the transcript as partial.
UUAUCUGGAGAGGCACUGAAAUUCGUUCGAGAGAUUACAUUUCAAAUGAAGAUCCAGCCAAUCGAUUUUGAUACAGCCGAAGAAGCAGCUCGGUUUGAGCUCGUGAAGCCGGUCGUGAAGUCGAAAUUGAAGCGACUGUUUGAGAGACAGUUCUCGAACGUACUGAGAAAUUCGGCAGAGAAGGCUAACUUUGAAGAAUCGAAUGUUAACAAGGACAGCUCCGACGGCGUCUCUUCUGAGUUGGAGCCUAGCUCUCUAUGCUUGGCGAAUAUGGUUCAGAAUUUCAUAGAGGACAACAAUGAGAAGCAAUUUAGCGCGUCUCGGUGUGGCCGCAGUCGCUGCAACUGCUUCAAUGGAAACUAUACGGACAGCUCCGAAGAGGAAUUGGAUCCUCAUAGUGGUUUUGGCGAUUCCAAUUUUUCCUCUGGUGGUGAGGCAUGGGAACUUCUGAAGAGCUUAAUCCCCUGUACGAAUGUUCAUGAGAGGAAUUUAUUAGCGGACACAGCCAGAAUCGUAGAGAAGAACAAGGUGUGCAAGCGUAAAGACAACUUAGCAAGGCAGGUUGUUACUAAUGGAUUGUUGGCCCUUGGAUACGAUGCUUUCAUCUGCAAAUCUCACUGGGAAAAGUCCCCCACACAUCCGGCCGGGGAUUACGAAUAUAUUGACGUGAUUAUUGGCGGAGAACGCUUAUUGAUAGACAUCGACUUUCGAUCAGAAUUUGAAAUUGCGCGGUCAACCAAAAGCUACAAAGCGAUACUCCAACUCAUUCCUUAUAUCUUCGUCGGCAACCCUUGUCGGCUUCAGAGGAUCGUAUCGAUCAUAUCAGAGGCUGCAAAACAGAGCUUAAAAAAGAAAGGGAUGCCUGUUCCGCCAUGGAGAAAAGCCGAGUAUGUAAAGGCGAAGUGGCUCUCUCCUCAUAUUCGUGCGUCAUCUUUGUCGAGUUUGGGUCCAGAUCCUGAGUCAAAGCAUACUCUUGGAAACAUCCAAAUCAAUCUCCGUCCCGGCGCUGAGAAAUCGGUGGAUCCUAACGAGUUGGGAGGGGUUGAGACUGCUGCCGUUGUAAAAGAAUGGAAACCUCCGGAGCUUAAGCCAAAAAGCUCAUCGAUUGGGGCUAGAAAUCUUAAGAUUGUAACUGGGUUGGCAUCGGUUAUUGAGGACUAGCCAUGAAAUUUUGGUUUUGUUUUUUUUAUCCUUUUUGAGUUUUUAACUACCGUAAAAACAAAUAGUUUAUACGCAACCUAUCAUGGUGUUAACCUUCAAAUCCCCUUCUGGUUUUUGUGUAAGGGUUUGGGUUUGGAUAUUACUGGUAUCAAUAAAAUUUGAAAGAUAAAUAGUUAAGAACUAUUAAGUUUGUGAA